ACAGUUCAUGUCGAGACUCCCAAAGUAAACAAUGUGUCUUCACCAUCUUCAUCUUCAUCUUCAUCAGUAAAGUUCUGCAGAAGAACGAGCCCUGUGGUUUUUAACAUUACAAAGUUUGUGUGUGUGUGUGUGUGUGUGUGACGUCACGGGCUCGUCCUCCUGCAGGGACGUGUGAGGAAGAGGAGGAGGAGAAGUUAGGAGCAGGACAGACUCUGGUCCUCAGUGUGAUCUUCCUCUCCGCUGCAGACAUGUUGGACACCCUCACCUUCCUCCUGGAGAAACUCUUCCUCCUGGCUCACAUCAAGCUCUCCUCCCGUCUGCAGACGCCGCUCACCGGCCGCUGUGAGCGGGACGACGCUCCGCCGCAGCCUGCCGCUCCUCCGCACAGGUUCCAGCGGGGAGACCUGCUGGAGGUGCCGCGGACCCUCUUCACCCACUUCGGCAUCUACCUGGGCGAGAACCGGGUGGCACACAUGAUCCCAGACAUCCUGCCGGUGCUGACGGCGGAGCGGCGGCAGAUCCAGGAGAUGGUGACGAACACGCGGCUGCUGCUCGGGGUCCUCUCCAAGCGCGCCUCCGUGCGCGUGGACCUGGUGGAGGACUUCGCGUACGGAGCCGUGAUCCGGCUGAACGCCAUGGACCGGGCGGUGCUCCGCAGCCCGCUACCCGGGGAGGAGGUGGCCCAGCGGGCGGAGCUGAUGCUCGGCUCCGUGUCCUACAGCCUCCUCUGGAACAACUGCGAGCACUUCGUCACGCACUGCCGCUACGGGAGCGCGCAGAGCCUGCAGACUGACCAGUUCUGUGAGUGGCUGAAGCUGCUGAUCCUGGCCCAGCGUAACGUCCUCCUGACGGCUCUGCUCGGCCUCCUGUCCAUGGUGUGUUUGGGGAUAACCUUCAGCACGGCCCUGCCCACCCUCGUCAUCCCCUUCACCCUGUGGAUGGCCAGUUAGAAACUUCAGGUCACCACGGAAAGAGGCCCAUCCUCCGACAGAGAGGACGGAGUCGUCUGCAAACGAUCUCCUCCAAGUGAAUAACUCGGUAGUGACAGACACUAAAUCCACUUGUAGCUCUUUGUUUCUGCUGCACAUGAACUUUAUUAACAUCUCUAUUUGCUUAGAAUUAACAGCAGAGGAAGAAACUAGCAAUUCACAUUAGCAGCAUUAUCCAUCAGGACUAGACUGAUAGAUAAAAGAAGGCAAAGAGGUAUUUUUAUAAAGUUUUAAAGACUGUAAGUUUCGUGGAUAUCCCAAAUUGAAACUGUGACGUUUAACGGACCAAAGAUCAACUUUCUGAAAAUUUAAGUUUCCUUUUUUUCACAGUUUUUUAUAAAAAUGUUUCAGAUUUUUCUGCCACAUGAAACCGGAUAAUGUCAGAAUCUUCGCAGCCUGAUUGGCCGUCAGAUUCGUCAAAUCAGGUUUGUUAGUUUUGUCAAAAGCUGAAACAAGUCAAGGGUUUAUUGUAAAAACAAAUAACGACGUGUUCGUCCACCUCAAUGAAGUGGGAGAUGUCGAGGACUAGUUAAAGCGGUGGAUGAAUGUACACCUCAGGUUUUGAUUCUUGUUUGUGGGAAACCUCGACGUUGGUUUGUGUUUUAACAUUCAAAUAAUCACUGGUUCAGUUCAUUAAUUCCACCUUAAAUUUUCAUGUUUUAAAUGAAAUAGCGAUCAUUCUCAGUCUUCUACACAUGAAAUAACAAACGUUUGUUGACCCUGAAAAGACUGAGAAAGAAAUCUUGAAAGAAAAUCAUGAAUCUUCUGUUUGGGGAUCUUUAACCCCGUCUUGCUCUUGAAAAAUUUGAGGCUUUUAUUCAGUGUUUGUGGCUCAUCAGUUUUUCAACAUGAACAACUUGAAAUCAAGUUAGAAAAACACAAAUCUUGACUGUACACCACAGUUAUAAUAAUAUGUUUCUUUACACUGUUGCCUUCCGUCCCUGAAGCUCUUUUGUAAAUAUCUGUAAAUAUAUUUGUUGACCCGAUUGUUUAUAACAGUCACAAGCUUCUGUACAGAAUGUAUUUUUUUUACAAUGCUGUAACCCUUUAUACCGUGUUUAUGUAAAUAAAAGAAACGGAGACAACGCA
This is a messenger RNA of Platichthys flesus (European flounder), 2078 nucleotides long. RefSeq names its product lecithin retinol acyltransferase-like. NCBI's taxonomy places the organism in Eukaryota, Metazoa, Chordata, Actinopteri, Pleuronectiformes, Pleuronectidae. The transcript is spliced from 2 exons. Gene Ontology annotation, biological process: retinol metabolic process. The record is from RefSeq and is a predicted model, not a curated record. Gene Ontology annotation, molecular function: phosphatidylcholine-retinol O-acyltransferase activity. Bases 249 to 950 code for a protein of 233 amino acids.